AUGCGACGCGGCCUCGUCAUCUUCCUAAUAAUCAAUGCUCUAAUAAUCGUCUUCCUUGUCCGCUCCGUCUUCACUCUCCUCACUCUCCUCGUUGAGGACGGGUCCGCCGACGCCAUUCACAGUGCCGAGAUCCCUCCCCCUAAUUCUCCACGAAUCGACGACCGGCCACAACUCAUACCUAAGAUCAUUCACCAAACCUAUGUCAACGACACUGUGCCCGAGCGUUGGAGGGAGGCGCAGAAGAGCUGUGUGGAUCUGCAUGAGGACUAUGAAUACAAGCUUUGGACCGAUGCCAAGUCACGCGAGCUCAUCGCAACCGAGUACCCCUGGUUCUUAAGUACCUUCGACAAUUAUUCCCAGCCUAUACAGCGGGCAGACGCUAUCCGAUACUUUGUACUCUCUCAUUACGGCGGCAUAUACAUUGACCUCGACGAUGGUUGUAACCGCCGCCUCGACCCUCUUCUCUCCUACCCAGCCUGGGUCCGCCGCACCAACCCCACCGGCAUCUCCAACGAUGCCAUGGGCUCCGUCCCCCACCACCCCUUCUUCACCCUCGUAAUCGAAUCUUUAAUUCCUUACAACCGCAACUGGAAGCUCCCUUACAUAACAGUCAUGUACAGCACCGGCCCUCUCUUCCUCAGCGUCAUCUGGCAAGAAUAUAAACGCGGCCGCCCUUCCUCUACGAUAGCCGGCUCCUCGGUCCUUGGGGGAGGAAGUGCACGCGGCUGGGAUGGCAGUGCAGUGGGGAGAGUAAGGAUACUGAUGGGGGACGAAUAUAAUAAACAGCCAUGGGCUUUCUUUCGGUGGCACGGAGGGAGCAGUUGGCACGGGAAAGAUGCGCGACUUAUCUUUUGGAUGGGGAAACACUGGAUGAUGCUAACGGCUUCCGGCUUCCUGGUCGCCGGCUUCGUAGGCCUGGGCUUGUGGUGGAUAUAUGGCCGAGUGCUGCUGCUGGGAGAAAGGAGAAGAAAAGGGGGCAAAGGCGCACCGAGUGCCUGGGCGCAGAGGAUCCCGCUUUGGAAGACCGCGAGCGCUACGGCAUAUGAGCUGACCGACAGGCAUGAGGUAUAA
This is a messenger RNA of Letharia lupina, 1071 nucleotides long. RefSeq lists its product as uncharacterized. Gene Ontology annotation, molecular function: mannosyltransferase activity. Bases 1 to 1071 code for a protein of 356 amino acids. The record is from RefSeq and is a predicted model, not a curated record. NCBI's taxonomy places the organism in Eukaryota, Fungi, Ascomycota, Lecanoromycetes, Lecanorales, Parmeliaceae. Gene Ontology annotation, biological process: mannosyl-inositol phosphorylceramide biosynthetic process. The transcript is spliced from 3 exons.